AUGAACGGCAAACACAUCCCAGGCUUUUACUGGGAUCCCGACAAAAAGAAGUAUUUCCGCAUUCAGGCAAACCAUGUUGCCCCUACUGGGUCGCAGUAUUCCAGAGAAGCUGUCAAGAAAAGGAAGCUCGACAACGAAGAACGGAAGCGUAAAGCUACUGUUGGUCGACGCAUACGAAGAGAACGAGUGCAGACACCCCGGUGUCUGACACAUAAUGUUACCAGACUGGCUGCAGAGGUAGGCAAUAGACCUGUGCCUGGGUUUGUAAAGAAGUCUCAACAAGGAGGCAUUUACGCUAGCCAACUUCAGCGGCGAAAUAUCUGUUCUAUGGAUGGGCUGGUGCCUAGCGAUUCCGGGUCAAUGGCUGACUUCGUCCGCCAUGGUGCAUCUGGUGUUCUUGUCGCUGGAAUAAAUAGCGGAGGUUCAUGCAAAAUUAUCUAUCGUCUAUAUCGAUGUGCGACUCAGGUCACUUCCUCGGCACCUAACGACGAAGUCAGAGCUACUAUGGAUAGCGGAAGCAGAGGAGAAUCAACUUUAGGCAUCGGUUUUCUGAAUCAGAUGAACACCAUGAAUGAAGAAGGUUCUUGGCAUAAUCGUCUAAGUCGCAUAGAGGACAGUGCGACCCUCUGGUGUUCCGCAGCUCGACCUGAACCCGAUAAUCCUCUUUUCGCAAUCGGAACGUCCGACGGUCUCUACACCGUGGCCGUCAACCCAGAUAGAUUGACGCUUACACGAGCACAUAUACCAAUACCCCAAAAGUCUGGGGGACGGAGGAAUUUUAGUAAUAACAAACAAAUCUCUGCGAAUUCCAUGAAUUUAAUUUCAGUGGAAUGGCUUUCCGAAACGGUUAUAGCGUCUGGGUUCAGGAAUUCGUCUUUGUAUCUGAGUGAUUUGCGCAGCAACGGACAUAGCAGGCGAAUCAAGCAUCCGCACCCAAUUGAACAGAUCAGAAAGAUCGAUGAUUAUCGACUUGUCUGCGCGGGUUAUGAAUCGCUGCAAAUGUACGACCUACGGUAUCCGAACACUGAAACUGUAGGAUCAAAACAACACCGCCAUGGCAUGUGUACUACUUCCACGAAACCGUAUCUCGUCUUUGAUGAUUAUAUGCGCCAAAUAGGACACAAGAUCGACAUCAACCGGGAGCUGGGUUUACUUGCCGCUUUGACCAAUAACCACAAUAUCCAACUCUACUCGCUUGCCGAUGGAUCUGUUGUUCCCUCUGCAUCGUCAUUAUUAUCACCUCAGUUCCCUGACGGAGGAAACGUUUGCCGCAUCCUUUUCGAAGAAUAUGAAUACCCUAUUCAUCAGCAACAGGCGCCGCGCUUGUUAUUUUCCAGGGGACAAACCAUUCAGGAGUUGGGGUGGUGA
Talaromyces atroroseus is the source of this 1368-nucleotide messenger RNA. RefSeq lists its product as hypothetical. Gene Ontology annotation, cellular component: Cul4-RING E3 ubiquitin ligase complex. NCBI's taxonomy places the organism in Eukaryota, Fungi, Ascomycota, Eurotiomycetes, Eurotiales, Trichocomaceae. The record is from RefSeq and is a predicted model, not a curated record. Gene Ontology annotation, molecular function: protein binding. The transcript is spliced from 9 exons. Bases 1 to 1368 code for a protein of 455 amino acids.